CUGCAGUCUCUGUCUCCACAACUGCUGUCUCCGGGGUCUCUUCCUGCUGGAACUGGUAUAGACAUAUACGUGAGUCCUCUGACAGAGGGUCUGAUCUGAGUGAGCUGUCAGUUCCGGAGACUCCCGGCCUUUGUGAGCUGUCUCUCUCCGCAUCAGGCCUCGUACGCCUCUCAGGCCCCUGCUGACUGUUUUCAAUUUCCCAGCCAAGCUGUCUCUCCCGGGUGUCUCUGGUUAUUUCACAGGCCUUUUCUCACUGUCUCUGAAGCGCCGUGGGCUUCUGGUUGGUUGUGCUGUGUAAAAUUCAGCCACGUAGCUAUGUCUCUUGGAUGUAGUACCCCGCAGUAUUUGGAUCACUGGAUUUAGCUUUCUUUGAAUUUGACACCGUUGGACUGUCAUGCUGUCUCGCCAAACCUGAGCAGGCCGGCUGUCUCACGAGGUUUCUGGAUGUCUAUUCCUGCUUCAAGGAGGCCUGGGACCCCAGGAAGACGAGAAACGGGUCUUCACCCCUCCGUCUAGAACUACCUGUACUACUUCUGAUGGGACGAGGCGUGUCACCAUGUCUGAGGUGGGGGGUGGAGGUGGGCGUCGACGCCUGCUGGACGAAGAAUUCACUCUGCAGGUGUAUCCUGGCAGUAUCUCCCCCGAGGUUAUAUACAGUCCUGUGCCCGCCCGCUGGCACACCACAGCAGCUGAUGUUAUUGAUGCCGUCAUCACAGCAUUGCGGCUUGAUCGGGGAAAGUGUUAUGUGCUCGCAGAGGUAAAAGAGUUUGGAGGGGAAGAAUGGAUCCUCAAUCCUACUGACUGCCCUGUUCAGCGUAUGAUGCUUUGGCCUCGGCUUGCAUUGGAAGCUCGGGGUUCAGGAGAGGACUACCGCUUUCUUUUGCGGGAAAAGAAUCUGGAUGGCUCAAUCCAUUAUGGUAGCCUUCAGUCAUGGUUGAGAGUAACAGAGGAACGCAGACGAAUGGUAGAAAGGGGCUUCCUUCCCCAACAACUGGGACCAGAGUGUGAGGAUUUGUGUGGGCUUCCAGAUCUCAAUGAGAGAACAUUGCUUGAAACACUUCGGACGCGAUACCGUCAAGAGAAAAUAUACACUUAUGUUGGGAGCAUUCUUGUGGCAGUCAAUCCCUUCCGUUUCCUGCCUAUAUAUAAUCCUAAGUAUGUAAAGAUGUAUGACAACCAACGUCUAGGGGAGCGUGAACCUCACAUCUAUGCUGUUGCUGAUGCAGCCUACCAUGCCAUGCUUCGACGCCAACGCAAUCAAUGCAUUGUCAUCUCUGGGGAGACAGGUUCAGGAAAAACUCAGAGUACUAACUUUCUUAUACACCAUUUAACAGCACUGAGCCAGAAAGGAUACGCUAGUGGGGUGGAGCAAAUCAUUUUGGGGGCUGGCCCAGUUCUAGAGGCCUUUGGAAAUGCCAAGACGUCUCAGAACAACAAUUCCAGUAGAUUUGGAAAGUUCAUCCAGGUCAACUACCAUGAAACUGGAACUGUGCGAGGAGCAUAUGUGGAGAAGUAUUUACUUGAGAAAUCUAGGCUUGUUUAUCAGGAGCAACAGGAGAGGAAUUAUCAUGUUUUCUAUUAUCUCUUGGCUGGAGCAAGUGCUGAUGAGAGAGCUGCUUUUCACCUGCAGGGACCUGAAAGCUAUCAUUAUCUUAACCAGAAUAUUCGAAAGCCAUUAAGGCAAAGUUGGGGAGAUUCUGGAGAUGAUGAGGUGGACCCCUUGGUUGGUGAGGGAGAGGAUCUCAGGCAUGACUUUGAGCGGUUGCAACUGGCAAUGGAGAUGGUUGGUUUUCUGGCUGCAACGCAGAAACAGAUUGUGUCCCUCCUGUCAGCCAUUCUACACCUUGGAAAUAUUCAGUACAAAAGGAAAACCUAUCGAGAUGAAUCCAUCGAUAUUUCCAACCCUGAGACAUUGAGCAUUGUGUCACAGUUACUGGAAGUCCGAGAGGAGAUGCUGCUAGAUGCUUUAAUCACCAGAAAGACUGUUACUGUGGGAGAGAAACUUAUAUUGCCAUACCGCCUUCCAGAGGCUGUCACAGUCAGGGAUUCACUUGCAAAGUCGCUUUACAGUGCAUUGUUUGACUGGAUUGUUUUCCGCAUUAACCAUGCUCUGCUCAACAUCAACAGCAAAAGUAUGGAGGAAGGCAGCCAGACUCUCUCCAUUGGAGUGCUGGACAUCUUUGGCUUUGAGGAUUACGGUAGUAACAGCUUUGAACAAUUCUGUAUAAACUUUGCUAAUGAGCGACUUCAGCAUUACUUCAACCUGCAUCUUUUCCAGCUGGAGCAGGAGCAGUAUCGAUCUGAGGGAAUUAGCUGGAAUAACAUCACCUUCUCUGAUAACAGCGGCUGCAUCAAUCUGAUCAGCAAGAGGCCAACUGGCUUAAUUCAGCUCCUAGAUGAGGAGAGCAACUUCCCUCAGGCUACUCACCAGACUCUGCUUGAAAAGUUUAAGCGUCACCAUGAAGGCAACCGAUAUAUUGAGUUUCCGGCAGUCAUGGAGCCGGCUUUCAUCAUUCAUCACUAUGCUGGCAAAGUCAAAUAUGGGGUGAAGGAUUUUCGAGAAAAGAACACUGAUCACAUGCGUCCCGACAUUGUAGCGCUACUGCGCAGUAGCCGCAACGCCUUUAUCCGUGGAAUGAUAGCUAUCAGCCCAGUAGGAGCAUUCCGUUGGGCACUGUUGAGAGCAUUCUUCAGAGCACUUUGGGCAUUCAGGCAACAUGGAAGAAACAGUAGUGGCAAGAAGGCUGGCUCGGGUUCCCCCUGUACAACAGGUACCCCUGGCUCAGCUCACAAAGGCCUUUCUAGCUUUAGCUUUCUGCAGCACCCCGUCCACCAAAGGAGCUUACAGAUCCUGCAGAAGUGUCAGACCGACCAAUACAAUAUUCCGCGACGGACACCACGUACUCCCCUUUCGGAUUUGCAUGGGGCAAACACAAUCCAAGAAAAGAGCCCCAGGGAAUUAAGCUGGGGUAAUCGCAGGCAGAGCCGGCUGUCAUCAUCCAACUCCUACCUGGAAGGUAGUGGUAUCUUCAUCAGCUCACCCAGCACUAACAUGAACAGCAGCAGUGACAGCAAAUUGCUGGAAAGAGCUCAUGGAAUCCUCAUGAGGAAUAAGAAUACGAAAUCUAAGCCUGCCUUACCUAAGCACUUGUUGGAUGUAAAGUCUCUGAAACACCUCUCCAAUUUGACGCUUCAUGACCGGAUUACGAAGUCUCUUCUGCAUCUACACAAGAAGAAGAAGCCACCCAGUAUCAGCGCCCAGUUUCAGGCUUCCUUAAACAAAUUGAUGGAGACUCUGGGCCUGGCAGAGCCCUAUUUUGUGAAAUGUGUACGCUCCAAUGCAGAAAAGGUACCUAUGAGGUUCAAUGAUUCCUUGGUGCUCAGACAACUUCGUUACACUGGCAUGCUGGAAACUGUCCGUAUUCGCCAGUCUGGAUAUAGCUGCAAAUACUCUUUCCAGGACUUUGUGACUCACUUCUCUGUGUUGUUGCCCCGUGAUGUUGCUCCUACCCGGCAGAGAAUUCAGGAGUUUUUCUGGAGACUUGGGCACAGCCCAGACCAGUACCAAGUGGGGAGGACUAUGGUGUUCAUGAAGGAACAGGAGCGCCAGUGUCUCAGGGAGAUGCUGCAUCACAUUGUACUUCAGCGUAUUAUCCUUUUGCAGCGAUGGAUGAGAGCAAGACUUCAGCGAAAAAGGUUCCUGCACCUUAGAGAGGCAGCUAUCACAAUCCAGAGGUGCUGGAGACAUUACAAGAGGCGAUGGAGUGAGGAGGAAGCUGAUGUCCUUUUUCAUUCUGCACUUACCAUACAGACCUGGUGGAAGUCUCACAGGAUGCGAAACAACUUUCUGCAAAUGAAGGCCUCAGCCUGUGCCAUACAGAGUUGCUGGCGGAAAUAUUGUUUACGAAGGGAAAAAGCUGCUGCCUGCAUCCAGUCUAUGUGGCGAGGAUAUGCUCAAAGGUUCCUUUACCAACAGCAGAAAAAAUAUAUCAUAGCUCUGCAAGCUGCAUGCAGAGGUUAUAUAGCACGUCGCAGGUUUCAUGCACUGCAGCAGAAGGUAAAGUGUACUACACAGAAUCACAUUUCUAUAGAUUCCUUACUGUCUCCAGUUGAUGACAGCAGUCAAUGGGAAGAUGGUCCAAUUGAGGCCCCGACAGAUCAAGAGCCUCCAACACCCACUUACGCAGGAGACAUGCAGUCCAGUGGGUUUGCAUCUGUGCAGUUUAGGGAGAGGCCAAAAUCUCUAGAGAACCCCAAUCAGAGACGUGUGGUCCGAGCUAAAAGAGAGAGCCGUCGAAUGAGGGAGCUGGAGCAGGCACAGUUUAGCCUGGAGCUGCUGAAGGUCCGGAGUGGAGGAGUUUCUCCUUCUGAAGAGCGGCGCUGGUCUGCAGAGCUCAUAGUGGACAGGAUGCCAGACACACCUGAAAGUGAAGGGUCUCUUGGCAGCUUAGAACUUUUUAGUUGUGAAGAAAAUUCUCUGCCUUCUGAGGAGCCUUUGAAAGAUUUGUCCCAUAGGUCUACGUUUCAUAGACUGACAAGCACAGAAAGUGAAUUAUCCCAAGACUUUUCUAAUCAUGAUCUCCCAGCCAUUCCAAAUUAUGGACCAAUAAGCACUCCUACCAAAGCAUCAACAACCUCUCCUAAACAUAAAUCACAAAGCACUCCAUGUAAUGAUACUGUAAAGAACCAUAGCAAUGAGUCUCCAAGCUCUCCUAAGUCUGUAAGCUCUCCUUUUCAUGGUUCCUUAAAUUUUAAUGUUCAUGGACAAUCUGUGUCUCAGACAAAAAGUCCUUUAAGUUCGCCUUCCCAUGUUCAACUCAACUCUCACUCCAAUGGAAUCCCAGUUGCUUCUUUACUGGACUCUCCCAAAUCACAUAAUGUUUCAUCCAAUGGACCAUCCCAGGAGCCCCCUAAUUCUCUAGACCUUGUAUCACCAUGCAAAGCCUCCACCAAUGGUCCCCCUUCCCCUGCUUCUAGUGCUGUUGAUAUCUCAUGGGGGGCAUCAUCCACUUGGAGACAAAAGUCUCCUAGUUUGGAGCUUUCAGAGAGUGCUCCUGCCAAGACUUCACUACCCAUUUUUUACAAGACACAUCUACGGGAACCCCUUAUGUCGAGCAGUCUCCCAACUUUCUAUGUGCCACACCAGGAAGUUACAGUAGAGGAACACAAUGAGACAGAUGAGUUACCAGCUGAUUCUAUUUUGCAUCGGCUUCAAAAGCUUAAUGAGGAAAGGGAUGAUAUGCAAAAGCAAAUGCAACAUCAGAAGGAACGUGAAAUGAUGGAGCAAAUACGCAGGGAAAAGCAAGAACUAGAGAGACAGCGCAAGUUUCUGGAGCAACAAGGGCAUAGUGGGGAUUCUCAGCUACAUUCUAUGAGGACCUCCAGGAAGUCUUCAGACCGACCCCAGUCGUUGCUUAUUCAGAGUCAACACUGGAAGGGUCCUCCCAAGCCCACAGUGGAAAUCAAAGGACUGAGUGUGGGAGGAAAGAGUGAAGUCAAUUUACAAAGUGACCGUCCAACAAGUGUGCUCCCGGAGCAGAGGAGAGGGUUGGACUCCAUGGGGGAGACUAGUGAUGUGACAAGGCGUCCCUGGUUGUAUAAUGCCAAGAACCCCAGUAUUUUCUUUACACCGCAGGGGAAUAUUAGCAGUGACUCCGACAGUUCAUCACAUCCAGUACGAUCUGCACGCAGCGACCUUGCAAAGAGAUUGGAUGCAACAGAGCUGUCUGGAGCCUCUGAGGCCCCGCACAGACGGAAGGCUCGCAUGGCGCGAACUCGUUCUGAUUUCAUGACUAGAGGCGCUUUGGGGGGGGGAGAAUCAGAGGAGGAUUCAGAUGAACAGGGGGAUUCAAGGCUCCCAAUUGACUCAGCUGAGGCUGCAGGCAGACUGGGCCAUCCCUGUCACAGCGACUCAGAAAUGAUGAUGCAGAGAUUGCAGGGAGCAGACAGACACACCAAACUGCAAAAAGCUGUGUCUCAAGGAGAGAUGUCACUUGUGUUUAAUGCUCACAGACCUCCAGAAGCUGACUCCAGACAACAGAGAGGGAAAAUCCGCUUCUGGGGCAAAACGAAGACAGCUGAGAAACUGACCACUCAGUCUGAAACUUCUGAGAUGGAUACUGAACCAUCAGGGAGAGAUGGAAGUUCUGUUUUAAAUUACAAUGAUGUGGAUUGUGGUUUAUGGGCUGUACCCCCCGUUAGCCCAGACCUUAGCCGGGGACGGGAAAAGGAAAACAAAGACCCUUCCCCAAAGGUGCAGCGAUGAAGAAGUGUGAAGAUCAGUAGUGGCUGCCUUGGAACUGCUCAAUGGCAGGAUGAGCGAGCACAGAUUAUCUGUAGCGCCAGUGACUUGAAGUGUAUGGAUGAAUUUCUGCAGAAAAAGAUUGGUGACUUGGAUUCAGAGGAUGGAAAGAAGGAUUCCAUGGUGGAUGUUCUUUUUAAAAGAGCACUGAAAGAAUUUCGUCAGAACAUCUUCAGCCUCUAUUCAACAUCACUUGUGGGAGAGGAUGGCAAAAGUAUUCGUUAUAGAGACCUGGGGGCUUUAUUUGAGCAGAUCAUGGAUAAGACAAUGAGGCAGCAGCAGUUGAGGAGCUGGAGUGAGUCUCCAGUCAGAGUCUGGAUCAAUACAUUCAAGGUCUUCCUGGAUGAAUUUGUGACUGAAUAUAAACCCAUGAAUUACACACCUGGGAAGAGUCAAAAAACAGAAAGGAAGAAAAGGAGGAAGAAAGAAUCAGACAUAGUAGAGGAACAUAAUGGUCACGUAUUUAAAGCCACGCAAUACAACAUUCCAACAUAUUGUGAAUACUGCUCCUCUCUCAUCUGGAUCAUGGACCGAGCUGCUGUCUGCAAAUUGUGUAGAUUUGCCUGCCACAAGAAAUGCUGCUCUCAGAUUAGCACCAUGUGCUCUAAGAAGUAUGACCUAGAGUUGUCUUCCCGUCAAUUUGGAGUAGAGUUGUCCCGUCUUACUAAUGAGGAUCGGACAGUCCCAUUGUUACUAGAAAAGUUAAUCAAUUAUAUAGAAAUGCAUGGACUAUAUACAGAGGGAAUAUACAGGAAACCUGGCUCUACAAAUAAAAUUCGGGAACUCAGGCAAAUCUUGGAUACAGAUAUUGAUAGUGUUAAUCUGGAUGAUUACAAUAUUCAUGUGAUUGCCAGUGUAUUUAAGCAGUGGCUGCGGGAGCUACCUAAUCCAUUGAUGACGUUUGAGCUGUAUGAAGAAUUUCUCAGAUCUAUGGGUCUUGGUGAGCGUAAAGAGACUGUUCGAGGAGUGUAUUCUGUAAUAGAUCAGCUAUCGAGGACGCACCUUAGUACCCUGGAGAGACUCAUCUUCCACCUAGUCAGGAUUGCACAGCAGGAAGACACUAAUCGCAUGUCUGCGAAUGCUUUGGCCAUCGUAUUUGCUCCAUGUAUCCUGCGUUGCCCAGAUACCACAGACCCUUUGCAGAGUGUACAAGAUAUUGGAAAGACUACUGCUUGUGUGGAGCUGAUCGUAAUGGAGCAGAUGACCAAAUACAGAGCUCGCUUAAAGGACAUCAACAGCCUAGAGUUUGCAGAGAACAAAGCCAAGAGUCGCCUGUCCUUGAUACGCAGAUCCAUGGGAAAAGGACGUCUUCGAUCAAAUUUGGCACCUGUGAUCUCUGGACGGGCUCCUAUGCCUCCAGAUGCAACUGGCGAUCACAUGUUGUCUACAAUUCCUUCAGAGGAUGAAACGACAGAUCAGCAGGAAGCUGCCAUGCAACAAGAGGAGAGGGUGCUAGCGCAACAGAUCGAGACUCUCCAGAAAGAGAAGGAGGAACUGGCUUAUGAAAUGUUGGCUCUCGAACCACGUGCAUCAGAUGAUGAGACUCUGGAGUCUGAAGCAUCCCUUGGGACAGCAGACAGUUCUGAAAACCUGAACUGUGAAUCUGAAAGUGCUUCUUCCAUUAGAAUAGCAGAGAGAAGUGCUGUUCUGAGCUCUUCACGAGGCCCAAGAUCAUCAGAGCAGACUAGAACACGCAGACAGGCUAAGAGAGAGAGUGACCGUACUGAUAGUGUAGACCGCAACUUGUCCUCACCUACAGCAUCAUCCUGCCUUCCUCACCUAGGUCGGAAGAGAUUUCAUCUGCACCCCAAGUCUCCUUUCUACAGGGCUAUUGGGGAUAGCCGAGAACCAACACAGUCAAAUACUCUGGAUUCUGGGGUCCCACCGCAUUUCACAAGCCGUGGAACAUUUAACCCAGAGAAGGGGCGACAGAAACUCAAAAAUGUUAAACAGUCACCCCAGAAAUCAGCAGAGCCUGGGGAGCAAAGGAUACUGGGGACAGAUGGCAGCUCACAGUCUCUUGUUUUGUUUGGAAACAAUGAGUUCAUGGUCUGAAGGGGACAAACCAUCUUUUAAUUUCCUGUCCUUCAACUUGUCUGCCAAAUCCUAUGCCCUUGUUCUUGCCAAGUUAUCUGCCCAUCCUCAUAGCUUUUGCCUGGUGCCUACUGUGUGGCUAGGAGACAGACUGCUUGGCAUGCACUGCCAGAUCAUACCAAGGAUCAGAGGGGCCAUGUCUAAUGAAAGCCUUAUCCAGAUGACUCCGCCGCUUGCAGGAUAUCCUGCCACAGGACUACAUAACCCGACACAUACUGAUUCUCAGCAGAGGCUUUUAUUAUAAAUAUUAUAUUAAUAUUAUUAUUAAUAAUAAUUUUAUUUGUUUCUAAACCCCUUAUAAAUAAACCAUUCCCUUUAAUUUAAAGCUGCAUCUGCACUGUAUCCAAGAUGGUCACAAGAUGUUUUGGAAGGAUGAAGCCUGUCACAAUGUAUUGCUUUGCUUAUAAAAUGGCCUCUCAUUCAUUCAGUACCCUUUGCAUAUGAAUACCAGAGACCUCUACCACAAUGUACACCACUUGUAAUGUGAACCUGUAGCCAUGGAGUUAAUGCAUUCCAGGGAUCUUCAGUGGGAUCCACCAUAUACAAUCAAGAAUAUAUUAAGUACUCCACAGCUCAGGCUUUCACAAGAUGAUUGCUCUGGAUGCUAAGAUAUGAGGGUUUUUAACAUUGGGUCUUUUGUUUUAUAGUAUGUGAUACCCUAUGAGACAUCCCUAGGGACACAAUUGCUGCUUCCUCACAAAGCAACUCCUACCCUGCUGCAGAUUUAUCCUAUUUAAGCCUGCUGAGCCUUCUAAUGGGCAGAGCCUUCCAGAAUGAAUGUAAAUGUUGCUUAUCUGGGAGAGACCUCUUGGAGCAGGUGUUGGUGGGAGAGUGAUGUAUGUAUUAAGUACAAUCUGUGUAAUAUUUCAGGCUGUAAAAACCAUCACAUUGUGAACAAAUCCCAGAGCUUAUUAAAGAACAAAAGCUGCAGAAUGUCA
Bombina bombina (fire-bellied toad) is the source of this 9333-nucleotide messenger RNA. It is a transcript of the gene MYO9A, whose product is annotated as myosin IXA. Gene Ontology annotation, molecular function: GTPase activator activity; ATP binding; protein binding. The record is from RefSeq and is a predicted model, not a curated record. Lineage: Eukaryota; Metazoa; Chordata; Amphibia; Anura; Bombinatoridae. Gene Ontology annotation, cellular component: myosin complex. Gene Ontology annotation, biological process: intracellular signal transduction.